Messenger RNA from Blepharisma stoltei, 375 nucleotides. NCBI's taxonomy places the organism in Eukaryota, Ciliophora, Heterotrichea, Heterotrichida, Blepharismidae. The record is from the annotation of a GenBank genome assembly.
AUGGAUGAUACUAUUUUUGUUAGAAAGAAACUUACAAGUCCAAUUCAUUUUUUGGAAACUCAAAGAAUUCCAGAAACUAUUCAGUGCCAAUCUCCAAUUCUGAACAAGAAGUGUGGAGCCUCAAAUAAUUCCAAUAAAUUAAACCAUUUCUCACCUCGUGGCCGUAAAGAACUGAAAAGCAUUGAUGACUUAUCUUUCACUUUUGAGCACAAUGAAUUUAGCACUCCAAGGGUUAUUAAAGCGAAUCACAGCCUUGGGCAUAUCCCAGUAAUUAAAAAUCGAUUUAAAACAAGUACAAUGAGAAGUCAAGUGAAAAUGCUGAACAAUAGAAGGAUCUCAGUAAAUCUAUUGCUUGAUCCGUUUCCUAAUUUUUAA